UUUCACCCCAAUAACAGGAAACCCGGCCCUCUCACAAAAGAGUCAGGUGAUUUGCAUCGUACCGUGAAUGUUGGUGCAGUAUUUCUGUGCAACCAGGAGGAAAACUCUACAUUUUAGAAAGGAAAAUAGUUUUUUUUUGUGUUUAUGUCUUACGGUUCCGCCCACGAGCGAGUUGCAAUAACAAAUGAAGAGUUACUGAUACAUUGCUCAGUACUGCAGUGCAGAGAAUACAUAGUCUCCUAUCCGGAGGGAGGCAGACCAAAACAAAAAAUCGCAAGUCCGCACUGCAACUAGUGUGACAUUAAACGGUUUUCUGUUUUCUGUGUUGAACGUUGGUGAUAGUGAUCGCCUUCUAAACCUGCACGUAAUGGCUUUCUUAAGCUAAUAUUUGCUUUGUUUCAUGAUACAACGUAAUGAUGUCAGCACGAAGCUGUGAGUGACCGACAGGGUUGAUGUCAAACCCGUCCUGUUUAUUCUCGUUUUGUAUUUCUUAGUGAAUCAUAUAGGGUGUUGUGUAAGAAACACGGAAUGGCUGCCGAUUUACAAGCGAAGUAUCAGAAACUUGCUCAGGAGUAUUCGAAGCUCCGGGCACAGAACCAGGUACUGAAGAAGGCGGUCGUGGACGAGCAGGCCAGCACUACGGUUCUGAAGGAGCAGAUAAAGAUGAAGGACCAGUCCCUGAGGAAGGUGGAGCAGGAGAUGGACAGUCUGACCUUCAGGAACCAGCAGCUAGCCAAGAGGGUGGAGCUGCUACAGGAGGAGCUGGUUGCCACCGAAACCAAAGGGAAGAAGAACAAGCAGAAGUCCAGCGACUCCACGUCACAGCACAGUCAUCAGCACCAGAGCGUCUUCGACGAGGACCUGCAGAAGAAAAUCGAGGAGAACGAACGCCUUCACAUGCAGUUCUUCGAGGCAGAUGAGAAGCACAGGCAGACGGAGGCUGUUCUCCGAGAGAGGCUGGAGGUCCUGGAGAGGGGGGGAGCGCAGCACCAAGCCGAGGUCGACGGGCUGACCCAGAAGUACAUGGAGAGCAUCGAGAAGCUGCAGAACGACAAGACCAGACUGGAGGUAAAAUCCCAGACCCUGGAAAGAGAAGCCAAGGAAUGCAGACAACGAACAGAGGAAUGCCAACAGCAGCUAAAGAAAUGUCACGCUGAGCUGAACAGCCGUUUGGAGCAGGUUACCAGCAUCAUUCAAGAGAAAGUUUCCUUUAAUGACACAAAACACUGGCAGUAUAACACACUGAAUGUCCCGCCUCACAACAGAAGACAUCAGCUGAAAGCAAGGGAUAUUGUUGGACAGGCAUUCACAUUCGUUCAGGACCUCGUGGCUGCAUUGCUGAACUUUCACACCUACACAGAGCAGAGGGUCCAGAUCUACCCCAUUGACUCGGCCACUGAUACAAUAUCACCUUUAAACCAAAAGUUUUCUCAGUAUCUUCAUGAAAACGCAGCCUAUGUGCGCCCUCUGGAGGAAGGCAUGCUGCAGUUGUUUGACAGUGUUACAGAGGACACUGUUACUACAUUGGAAACAACUGUGAAACUAAAACAAUUUUCAGACCAUUUCACGUCGUACACCUGCUUCCUACAGAAGAUUCUUCCAUACCAGUUGAAAAGUCUGGAGGAGGAGUGCGAGUCCUCUCUUUGCACGUCCUCUUUAAAAACAAAAAACUCGGAACUGCACAGUGACGUGAAAAAGAUGACUUCUGUGUUUGAAAAACUGCAGAAUUAUAUCGGCCUUCUUGCUUUACCAAGUACCAAACCUGAGGCAAUCCUUCAGGCCAACUCUAGUGCUGUGUUCACACAGCUGGCAGCUUGUCUCCACGGGCUCCAGGAUGUCAUGAAAGAUGUUUCAAAGCACUACAGCCAGAAAGCUAUACUUGAACAAGAACUCCCGACGGUCACACAGAAACUUCAAACUACAAACGAGUGUAUUCUGACGUCCCUUGUGUCUCUGAGCAACGUUACUGGAAAGAUUGCUACAUAUUUCAGCAACAACCUGGAUUUCUUCACUGCCCCGACAGGCUAUGGUCCAAGAGCAGGGGCUGGGACAAUGAACCCCCUUCAUGCAGAGUCAAUGUUACAGUGCAAGAAGAGAGCAGCUGGCUAUAUCCAAGCCCUGAAGAAGCCACAGCCAGAAUCUGUGCCUUACGUUGAAGCUUUGGCACACCGUAGAAUUCUUCUGAGUUCCACAGAGAGCAGAGAAGGUCUAACACAACAGGUCCAUCAGAGCCAGGAGAAGAUUGCAAAGCUGGAGCAGGAGAAGGAGCACUGGAUGCUGGAGGCACAGCUGGCCAAGAUCAGGCUGGAGAAGGAGAACCAGCGGAUCAGUGAGCUGGAGGCUCAGCUUGCGGGCUCGAGCAGCCGCCAGCUCUUCCUUCCCACCCCGGAGAGUCCCAGCGCCCAGCCCACACCAGAGGAGGAGGGCGAGGAGCCAGGAGAGAGGGGCCUGGGAGAACCCAUCCGCAGCGCAAGCCUGAUCGGAAUGUUGACAACUAAGAGUGAAGAAGUGAAGAUCCCAGACGAGGAGUGUCGGGAGCAGCUCAUUAAGAGUCACUACAUGAGCAGAGUGGCGGAGCUGACGUCCCAGCUGCAGGUGGCAGACAGCAAAGCCGUGCAUUUCAAUGCGGAGUGCCGGGCUCUUGCUAAACGAUUAACCCUUGCUGAGAAAUCGAGGGACAUGCUGACAGAGGAGGUGAAGCUGGCCAAUCAGAAUGUCAGUCGCUUGCAGGAUGAAUUGACUACAACCAAAAGGAGUUACGAGGACCAGCUGAGUAUGAUGAGUGAUCACCUGUGCAGUAUGAAUGAAACGCUGACGAAACAAAGGGAAGAAAUUGACACUCUGAAAAUGAGCAGUAAGGGAAAUUCCAAGAAGAAUAAGGGUCGAUAGGCAGCAAAUGGCUGCUCCUUGAGUCUGGAUUAGACAGGGGAGGAUGUGACCAAACCUGAACACGGGGAAACUGAAAAUGCCAAACAACGGCCCCUUUCCUCGCCUCUUACAGGACAUUACCGAUAGUGGCUGGAGCAGCAGAGGGUGUAUCUGAGAGCCAAGAUCAAAAUAACCAACAAAAACUUGACAAAGCGCAGCAGAGUGUCUUAAUGCAAUUGCCAGCCGCUGGCUUUGUGAACUAUUACCAUGUGAAGUGUUUCUACAGAGACGUGUUUGCUUUGAUUGAGAAAACAAAGGGAGAAGGAAGAUGAGGUAUUGCAAAGUCAUUUUCUCGAAAAAUAAUUCUCAAUCUGUCACCUGUCUGGAGAAUUGGUUCAUAUUAGUGAUCAUUCCUGAGCCAAAGGGAGCUAAUUGUGUUUGUACAAAAGACUAACAAUGCUUGUCACUUGAAUGAAUUACAAAAUAUACUACAAAACAAAGAUGCUGCAAACACUAAAAUCGUCAUAAAAACUUCGCUUUCAGUGUUUUCUGAUUUCCUAAAAUUCAAACAAAUCCAACUCGACGAUGUAAAUAAAUACGACGUUCACAAACUCAAUGGACUUCUCCGAGAAUUCUAUGCCACAGUGAGAAAGUCAGAUGGACAGUUCUAUGCCAAAAAAAACUGUAAUAACUAUGCGCUAUGGACUUCAAAAACCAUUACUUUGUUGACUGCUUCAGGAAACAAAUAUGGACUGCUGACCUCGGCUCAUAGUGGGAAAAGUGCCCUCGGGAAGGACUAUGGUUGAAAACUAUGGGCAUUCUAGUCCUCUGUUGUUAACUAUAGUACUUCCCUCGGGGGCCAUAAUUUCCCGCUAUACUCCUCCUCUCCAGUCCAUAUAUAUAAUUAGGGCUGUCAAUUAAUCACAGUUAACUUCUGCAGUUAACGCGUUCAUUUUUUGGGUAGAUUAAUGUUUUUAAUGCAUGUUAAUUGCACUCCUGUCUGUCCCUCUUAGCAUACCGGAAUUCAUUUCCUGCGGCACCUUUUUAGUGCAUGCCAUGAUUGAAUGAGUGCAGUCAUCAUUUCAAUAUAAGAUUAGUCACGUUACCGCAUUAUGAACAAAGCACUCAAACCGAAGGAAUUGUAGCUUUUGUUUUAUUUCAAUAACCACAUUUAUUUUUAAAUAUUUGCAAUUGUGGGGGAUAUAACCGUCAGUGAAUGUUUUGUGUUAUUGAGGCAAGUUCAAGUUAUUAAUAAGAUAAUUUAAAAUUAUUAUUAUUAUUAUUAUUAUUAUUAUUAUUAUUAUUAUUUAAAGGCAAUGAAAAACAUAAGUUUAUGAGUAAAGGAAACUGAUAAUUGUAAAUGCAGUAAGGUGAGUAAUAAACUGACUUCAUUGUGAUUUAGCAGAUGGUUCAAACAAUUUAACAACAAAUGCUGGAUUGGAAAUGCAUAUAAAACUAUAAAGAGAAUCCAGAAAUGGGAAAUCUGGGUUUUUAUGCUGGGCUGUUUAUCAUGUAAUAAUAAUAAUAAUAAUAAUAAUAAUAAUAAUAAUAAUAAUAGCAUCAGUAAUAAAACAAACUUAAAGGGUAGAUAAGGACUUUUUUUAUUGUAUUGUGUUACAUGUUCCCAUGUGUUGCUACAACUGUUUACGUAAGAGGUGUUUUUUUAAUUUUUUUUUUUACAUUUUGAAAAGGGGUCAAAAUGAAGAAAAAAAAUUUAAACAACACACACACCUUACGUAAACAGUUGUAGCAACACAUGGGAACAUGUAACACAAUAAAAUAAAAAGAUCCUUAUGUACCCUUUAAAAGAGAUGGGUGUAGUAAUUGUAUCAAUUUGAAUAUGUGAUUAAAACCAAGAUUAACAGAUACAUGAGCCACCAUAGGAAACAGGCAAAUUUGAGAAAGAAAACAAACUAAAAGCAUCAUGUUCACAAAUAAUUCAUAAAUGUUUAAAAUCUUGUCUCCCAUCAUCAGGCUAAUGCGUCUUGGUUAGUUGAGGCACAGGGGACAGGGAGUAGCUGUCACACAGCCACAGGCUCUGCUAAUCCUUUUGAUUCCAGGUCCAAGUGUACAGGCUGUGGCUCUAACCUUCUGAAACGUAUCUAUUACUUCUGAACUUUUCACAGGUCCACUUACAUAAUGUAUGCAAGACAAGGACCUGUUCAAUUCAUCAUGGAAUAUCAAAACAUAGGAGUCAAUAUUGGAUUAACAGGAACAUUAUUACAUUAAAACAUAAUCAUAUUUGUAUUGUGUGCUUUUUAAAUUAGUCAUUUUAUUUGUUAAUGUAAAAAAAAAUAAGUGUACGUUUGUAUAUUUAGAAUCUGUAUGUGUUUCUGUUUUUGGGGGUGAAAAAAGAGAGGAGUAAUCUCCAAAAUGUUAGAUUGGCUUAUCCUGCGGAAUUGAAAGCACAAUUUCUUCAAUUAGCUGCAGGGUUUUACUUUCUUGGCAGGCAUAAAUCUGCCCCAGUCGGUGUGAAAAACGAUUUUCAUCUACACUUUACUGUCUCAUUAAAAUGAAUGCAUACAACAGCUGUUCUAAAUAAACCAGUACAAAUCAGCUA
Messenger RNA from Acipenser ruthenus (sterlet), 5428 nucleotides. It is a transcript of the gene ppp1r21, whose product is annotated as protein phosphatase 1, regulatory subunit 21. The coding region runs from base 529 to 2889 and encodes 786 amino acids. Gene Ontology annotation, cellular component: membrane; early endosome. The record is from RefSeq and is a predicted model, not a curated record. Lineage: Eukaryota; Metazoa; Chordata; Actinopteri; Acipenseriformes; Acipenseridae. The transcript has 22 exons.